AUGUCUGAGACGAAGGCUCUCGCCGCGAGCGAGAUGUACUUCCUCUCGCCCUUCCUGCCCCCAGGGGCUCGCAACCCAGCGACGGGUGCGGAGGCGCCUCGUCCUGUCGUCGACUCGGCGAAGGACGAGAAGCUGCCCUUCGUGACCCUGACCUAUGCGCAGUCCCUGGACGGCAUGAUCGCCUUUGCGCCUGGCCAGCGCACCACCAUUUCGGGCCCGGAGACGAAGAGCAUGACGCACUUCCUCCGUUACCAACACGACGCGAUUCUGGUCGGCGUCGGCACGGCUGUGGCGGACGACCCAGCCCUCAACUGUCGCUACCCAGGCGCAACCAUCAACGACCAGCCGCGCCCCGUCGUUGUCGACCCCAACCUGCGCUUCCAGCUGGCUCGCAGCCAAAUGGCGAAGCUCAGACACGAGGACAAGGGCAAAGGCCCUUGGCUCAUCACUCGGCCAAAGAGCCUCGACUCGCCGCUGGACAGCAAUUGCCAAAUCAUCCGCUGGACCGACCCCAUGCCCAAGUACACCGACAAUGCCGUCAGCAACGACCCCAUCUUCUGGCGUUCCAUCCUCGAGGCUCUGAAGCACAAAGGCAUCAACAGCGUGAUGAUUGAGGGCGGCGCUUCAGUCAUCAAGGAUCUGCUCCGACUCCCAGAACUCGUCGACUCAAUCAUCAUCACCAUGGCACCGACCUUUAUUGGCCAAGGCGGAGUUUCGAUUGCACCACGUCGACCCCCAAAGGCAGAACAGAACGUAGCGUCACUCAACCCCGUGGCUUAUCACAAGUUCGGCAAAGACAUGGUCAUUGCUGGCCGCCCAUACUUCCCUCUACCACCCAGUAUGCCUCUCACUUUGAAUCCAAAGAAGACGCUCGACGAAACGCAAGAGAAAUAA
Zasmidium cellare ATCC 36951 is the source of this 894-nucleotide messenger RNA. RefSeq lists its product as uncharacterized. Bases 1 to 894 code for a protein of 297 amino acids. Lineage: Eukaryota; Fungi; Ascomycota; Dothideomycetes; Mycosphaerellales; Mycosphaerellaceae. The transcript has a single exon. Gene Ontology annotation, molecular function: 5-amino-6-(5-phosphoribosylamino)uracil reductase activity. Gene Ontology annotation, biological process: riboflavin biosynthetic process. The record is from RefSeq and is a predicted model, not a curated record.